AUGUCGAAUGUUCCUUCGGCAUUCUAUACCGAUUCUAGGAUCAACUACAGUCCAUCAGCUACCCACGCCAACUUUCGGCAUGGUGUGCUGAGCGACCAACAGUCACAUCAAUCCAACCCUGACAGGUCGUCUCAGAAAUCCUGCCAGAACAUGUCAGAGCACGUGUCGAUCUCUGAAGACUCUCCCACGAGUCCCACAUCGAAACUGAGUACUAAGAGCAUCACAAAUGCUCUCUAUAAAUAG
Prunus armeniaca (apricot) is the source of this 243-nucleotide messenger RNA. NCBI's taxonomy places the organism in Eukaryota, Viridiplantae, Streptophyta, Magnoliopsida, Rosales, Rosaceae. The record is from the annotation of a GenBank genome assembly.